This is a messenger RNA of Monascus purpureus, 1100 nucleotides long. NCBI's taxonomy places the organism in Eukaryota, Fungi, Ascomycota, Eurotiomycetes, Eurotiales, Aspergillaceae. The record is from the annotation of a GenBank genome assembly.
CUUACUUUCACCUCAAGCACCAGCUCCCAUAUGUCUUGUAUCCAGCUCAGACUACCGCUGAGAGUUUGUUGAAUGUCACUAGGGACUAUUCCAGCUCUCCCUUGGGUUCGCGAUGAGCAUGAACUGCCGCGCCGGCUUCCAACGAUAGAUGAGAUCGAAGCAGCUUCCAUAGAAUUCCCUAGCAUAUUCGAUUCAAGUUCUCGGCGGAUCAUCCGGAUCGACGAAGUUUUUGUUGUCAAAUAUGGACCCGCAGUCUUUGAGAAUGAAGGCCACGCGUUACUAGCUUUAGAGAAGACACAGAGCAUCCCUGCUCCUCGUCUCUAUGCCAUGUAUCGACAAGAUGGGAAGCUGUAUAUCAUCAUGGAGUACAUACCUGGUCACCGACUUAGUGAUAUAUGGCCCUCCUUAUCAGAAAAUGGAAAAUCAUCCAUCGUGAACCAUUUGCGCGAGAUAUUUGACAAGUUACGGGCCCUCCCAUCUCCUGGGACUUUCGGCGGUGUUCUUGGGGGGCCACUUCCGCACCGCUACUUUUUCUCCUCCGAGAAAGACCCGCAUAUUAUCGGACCCUUUAACACGGAGGAUGAUGUCUAUCGCGCUCUUGUCUUUAAAUCUAAGAAGAAUUGGAAGUUGUGCGCGCGACGAGCUUACGUGGCGGAGCUCUUCGAUCGCCACCGGCAGGCUAUGUUGAGCGGUCAUAACAGCGUAUUUACGCACGCGGAUUUUCAGCGGAAAAACAUUCUUGUUCGAGAACGGUGCGACUCGUCUAGCAGCAUCGAUGGAGGAGAUUCUAAGAGAUCGUUCGAAGUCGCUGCUGUUCUAGAUUGGGAAUCUGCAGGCUGGUAUCCUAGCUAUUGGGAUUACUCGCUAUGUUUCACUUAUUUUGACUGGUCGGAUGAUUGGCUUGAGAAGGUGGAAAGAAUCCUCGAUCCAUGUGUUCCCCAAGCUGCACUAAUGAGGUUGGUAGGACAGGACUUGGACUUAUAGUUAGCGUUGCAGAAUUAGCCAUCCAUCUCCGAUAGAAUAAAAUAAAAAUCAAAAAAAAAUCAGGGGAUAGAACAAGAAGAAAACCCAGUGCCCAGAAUACAAACUAUAGCAGGGAC